GGUUAUUUAGGUAGUUUUGGACGGCACCGUUACCGAGCGGCGGCUUAGAGCCCGAGCACUGAGUUUAUUCACCGCGGAGCUUUAAAACAUAUAAACCACCUAAUAUACCUGCUCAACCCGCGGGGCUCAGACUGCUGUUUACCCGGGAGAGAGAGCUGAAGACCCGGGUAAGCGCUGAGGGCUGUAGGGGGUUCAGGGUUACUGGGUUGCUUGGGUUUAUAUGAAUCUGUAGAGCUGAGGUGGUUUAUAGGGUCUUAUAAAGUCAGAUCAUCAUGUCUCACUUCGGGUUUGAGAAUGAUAUCCACAGUGUGCUGAAGCUGGACAUGCCCAUCACUAAUGCUCCCAUGGCCAGAUGGCAGAGGAAAGCCAGCACCUCCAAUUCUACCAACCCCAACACCCUAUCACCCAACAAGAGCGCCAACCGCUCACUCAGCAGCUCCAAAACCCCCAGCAAAACUCCAGGGAAGAAUGGGAAAACCCAGAGCACUCCCUCGAAGGCCGGAGCAGAUCGCUUUAUUCCGGUCAGGAACUCCAAGCAGAUGGACGUGGCGAGUUUCCUCCUCUCUAAAGAGAACGAGCCGGCGGAGGACAGCACUUCUGCAGUUUCAUCCACUCAGAAGGCAUGGUCAGUCACUCUGAACGGGUGUGAUCUGGAGGAGGCGAAGAUCCUGCAUUUAGGGGGAAAACCACUCAACGCUCCUGAAGGUUACCAGAACAACCUGAAGGUGCUCUACAGUCAGACGCCGACGCCCGCCUCCAUGAAGAAGACCCGGUACAUCUCUACACAUCCUGAGAGGAUCCUGGACGCUCCUGAGCUCAGGAACGAUUUCUAUCUGAACCUGAUGGACUGGGGCCGGCAGAACUACCUGGCGGUGGCGCUGGCGGAGCACGUGUACCUGUGGGACGCGUCUCAGGGGGACAUCGUCCUGCUGAAGAAGAUGGAGGAGGAGAACGGCUAUAUCUGCUCCGUCUCCUGGAGUCGAGAUGGGAAUUUCCUGGCUGUAGGAACCAGUGACUGUAAAGUGGAGUUGUGGGACGUGCAGUAUCAGAAGCGGCUGCGGAGUAUGGACGGACACCGCGCCCGAGUCGGCUGCCUGAGCUGGAACGACCACAUCCUGUCCAGUGGUUCCAGGUCUGGUCUGAUUCAUCAGCAUGAUGUUCGGGUAGCAGAUCAUCACCUGAGCACUCUGAGAGGCCACGCCCAGGAGGUCUGUGGACUCACCUGGUCUCCGGACGGCAGGUAUCUGGCCAGUGGUGGAAACGACAACACGGUCAACAUCUGGUCCGGAGUUCAGAGCAGCGCCCAGCAGAACCCGGUGCACUCCUUCACCGAGCAUGAAGGAGCGGUGAAGGCUCUGGCCUGGUGUCCAUGGCAGCCCAGCAUCCUGGCAACAGGCGGAGGCACCAGCGACCGGCACAUCCGGAUCUGGAACGUUAACAGCGGAUCCUGCAUCAGCGCCUGGGACACUCAGUCUCAGGUCUCUUCGCUCGUUUUCUCACCGAACUAUAAAGAGCUGGUCUCGGGUCACGGGUUCUCCCACGACAAGGUCUUUAUCUGGAAGUACCCCUCUCUCGCUAAAGUUACAGAGCUGCAAGGUCAUGAAGGUCGUGUUCUGAACUUGGCUCUCAGUCCUGAUGGAUCUACAGUAGCGUCUCUCAGCGCAGACGAGACCAUCAGGCUCUGGAAGUGUUUCGAAAAGGAUCCCACUAAAAAAGCCAAACCCGCCGCCAGCAGCAUCAUCCAGCAGCACAUCAGAUAACCUGCAGUUUAAUCUGCCGUUCUGUGUAUUAAUCACUAAAUUAUGUACAAAGCUGUUGUGUAAAUCUGAAAUAAAGUUUUAAAGUUUUAUUACAGUGGUGAGGGGUGUAUAGUUCUUGUUUUUAGUACCUCAUGUUUGCAUGCACAAUAUCAAAUGAUCUCCUGCCAGAAAUCAAAUAAUCCACAAAAAUCCAGUAUUGAGAAUUUUUAUAUAUUGUAUACUGGACUUGCUGAAAUACACUAAUGUUAAUGACUGUGCUGUGUGCUGUUUCUGCAGCGGGAGUGUUUAGCAUUGUGUGUAAUCUGUGUUUAAUGUAAUGUAAAGGCAAAUAAAGGAGUUAUGAUGUUUUA
Molecule: messenger RNA, 2110 nt
Organism: Astyanax mexicanus (Mexican tetra)
Lineage: Eukaryota; Metazoa; Chordata; Actinopteri; Characiformes; Acestrorhamphidae
Gene: cdc20
Product: cell division cycle 20 homolog
Exons: 11
Coding region: 273-1760 (495 amino acids)
Biological process (GO): positive regulation of ubiquitin protein ligase activity; anaphase-promoting complex-dependent catabolic process; positive regulation of anaphase-promoting complex-dependent catabolic process
Cellular component (GO): anaphase-promoting complex
Molecular function (GO): ubiquitin ligase activator activity; anaphase-promoting complex binding; protein binding
Source: RefSeq, a predicted model, not a curated record